AGUUCUGCAUUUUAAUAAACUGAAAAUUAAAAAUAAAUAUAAUCAAAACAAAAUGUCAAGAUAAGUUUAAUGAUAAAAAAUUAUAGGUGCAUGUAAAAUAAGCUUAGUCGAUGAAUAUUUAACUUCUAGGUGAUCUAUUGGGUUAAUGUUUCUUUGCGAUACAAAUUUCGCAGUAUUGCUUUUUAUUUCAAAUUGUCAUUCAUGCUGUCCCGACUUGUAAACUCUUUGCCGAACGGCUUAUCGCAACAAAUUACUAAACUAUAUUUUCAAGCUCUUGUCAGGAAUCAAAGAGGUACCCACAGUGAAGCAGUAUACCAUCAGUUCAAAAAUAUGGAUGUAAAAAUCUUGCCCGCGCUUCAAGACAACUACAUGUACCUUAUUAUUGAUAAUGCUACAAGAGAAGCAGCCAUUGUGGAUCCCGUUGAUCCAAACUCUGUUCUGAUGGCUGUGAAGGAGCAUAAUGUUAAUUUAACUUCUGUCUUGACUACUCAUCAUCACUGGGAUCAUGCUGGAGGCAAUGAAAACUUAGUGAAAAUGAUUCCGAAUCUGACAGUGUAUGGUGGUGAUGAUCGCAUCGGAGCCUUGACUAACAAAGUCCAACAUCAGAGCAAGUUCAAUAUUGGCAAUUUGAAUGUACAGUGCCUCUUCACGCCUUGCCACACUGCGGGUCAUAUCUGCUACUUUGUCAGCACUCCUGAGGAAGGGAGUGACCCUGCUGUGUUUACUGGAGAUACCCUAUUUCUUGGAGGCUGUGGUAGAUUCUUUGAAGGCACUGCUGACCAGAUGUACAGAGCACUCAUUGAGAUUCUGUCGAAACUCCCAGAUCAAACCAAAGUAUUUUGUGGCCAUGAAUAUACCCUCCAAAAUUUGAAGUUUGCCUCCUAUGUUGAGCCAGAAAAUGAAGAAGUAAAGAAGAAGAUUGCUUGGUCUGAAUCUAAAAGAGGGGAAGGAAGACCAACUGUGCCAUCAACAAUAGGUGAAGAAAAAUUGUACAACCCUUUCAUGAGAGUAACAGUCCCUGCAGUGAUGCGGCAUGCCAAGGCAACUGACGCCAUUCAAGCCAUGAAGGCCAUCCGACAGGAGAAGGAUAAUUUCAAGGCAUAAACAAAAUUGUGUUAAAUUAAACAUAUUUUCAUAUAUUUCUGUCAAUGUGUUGUUUAAAUUUAUGGAUUUAAAAUUAUUUCUAUUUUUGUUAAACUCAGUAAAGCUAUUGUGGGUUGUCUUUAGCUCAAAUAUGUAGUUAUCUUGUAUUGGUAUCUGUACCAGAUAGUGGAAAUUGUAAUUAAAACCUAUAUACUAACACAAAAGUGGAUAAAUGGGCUGUGUAAAAUCGCCUUUUCAUACUAAAAGUUCUCACUUCCUCUCUAGAUAAUCAACAGAAUUGAAUAUAUUUUGACAAAAUUAGCAUGUCCUUACUCCUAAGAGUUUUAAAUUAUAUGAUGUAUAACUAUCAUAAGUGUUUCUCGAUUUUUGAAAUUUGUGUCAAGCUCUUUAAACUUUCUUUUGCACUUAUACAGUCUAAUGUUAUGUUAAUGUAAAAGUUCUG
Leguminivora glycinivorella is the source of this 1546-nucleotide messenger RNA. RefSeq names its product hydroxyacylglutathione hydrolase, mitochondrial (gene tzn). Lineage: Eukaryota; Metazoa; Arthropoda; Insecta; Lepidoptera; Tortricidae. The transcript has 6 exons. The record is from RefSeq and is a predicted model, not a curated record. Gene Ontology annotation, molecular function: hydroxyacylglutathione hydrolase activity. Bases 202 to 1104 code for a protein of 300 amino acids.